CCACACGCAGCCAUGUCGCGCACUCAUCUCCAUGAAGAACUCGCCGAAUCGAAGGCUAUCGUCACCGCAGACACACAAUAUGGCACCAUCCAAGGCCGUCGUGCCGCGAACGGAGCCGCCGUCUUCCUAGAGGUGCCAUACGCGCUCCCUCCAGAGAGGUUCGCCGAUCCUGUGCCGCUGCCUGCGAAUUACAGAUACGAGGCGAAGGAAUACAUCUUCGAGAGCAAAUAUGCUGCGCAGCCCAAGAACGACGGGCAGGCAGGAGGAACGCCGUUCGAGGACAAGGUCGGGCUCGGGGAGCCCAGCGAAGACCCACUGUUCGUGAACAUCAUCUGCCCACCCUCCUACCCCGCGCAGACGGGCUUCCCCGUGAAGGUCUAUAUCCAUGGCGGGUUCCUGCAGUUCGGCUCGCCGCAUGGGCUCGGAUCGCAAGCGCAGUACGUUGCGGCCGAGCGUGCGGAAGUGUGGGUUAAUGUCGGGUACCGCCUCUCUGCGUUUGGCUUCCUUGCGUCCGACGUGCCACGGAUCGACGGGAACUUUGGGUUCAAGGACCAGUGGCUGGCGCUGCUCUGGGUGAGGGAGAAUAUCAAGGCGUUUGGGGGAAACCCGGACGACAUACAGCUGUCGGGGUUGUCCGCCGGCGCGCACUCUGUCCACCAGAUCCUCCAUCAUGCGUCGCGUCUCCCCGAAGGCGUCAAGGCGCCCUUCGACUCGGCCAUCAUGCAAUCCAACGGCAUAGUAACGGCCCCAAAGACCCCCGCAGAGCUGCGCCCGCAAUUCACAGCCCUCUGCCGCGCCCUCGCGCUCGACCCCUCCUCCCCCACCGUGCUCGACACCCUCCGCGACCCCGCCAAGGUCCCCUUCUCCGCGAUCACGCACGCCAUCGAGACAGACGCUCUCGGGAUCGAGAACGGCACCUUCCGCGGGGCCUGGGAGGCGUCCUGGCUCGGGGAGUCGCCCGACCCGAUGGAGUGGCAGCGCACGGGCGGGCUCGCGCGCGGGCUGCGUGCGCAUGGCGUGCGGAGCGUCGUCAUCGGGGACCUCACUGAAGAGUGGUAUCUGUACUCGAUCGCGCACCCGAUCUCGAGCGUGAAUGAGCUUUACAGGAAUCUGGAGAGGUACUACACAAAGGACGUGGUGAAGAAGAUGCUGGACGUCUAUCUGGAGGAAGAGGAGGGCGAGGGGGCGGGUAAGGCGUUGGGGGAGAAGACGCCCGAGGAGCUCGAGAGGCUGUUCGGGAAGGUGUUGAGCGAGGGGCAGGUGCACCUCCCGGUGAGGCUGUUCGCGAGGGACAUGCUCGCUGCUGGCUUUCCGGUAGUGAGAUAUGAGAUCAGAUGGACGCCAGAGCAAUUGCGACCGUUUGGUUACGUGACGCACGGAACGGAUCGGGCCCUGUGGGCGCUGCGACUACCUGUUCUUGAAGGCGAUCAAGGGACCGUCGCGCGGAACUGGAUUUCUGCCAUUACGCAAUACGUCAAACGAGCCGAGGCGGGAGACACUCUGCCACUGAAAACUGUAGUCACUUUGUCGGAGGACAGAGCAAUCCGCGAGGUGGAAGAUUCCAAGUGGGACGAGUAUAUGCGGCUGCGGAAGACACUUCCUGGCGAGACAUAGUGCCCCCAUUUCUCGCAGAAGAGAUAUCACAACGUAGUGUCAUAUUCACAUACAUCCGUACAGGGUUAUCUCCUGGUGGGCUCUUGGUUGCUUUGAUCUGGCCAGCAUGCACAGCGCUGAUUGCUUGAUCGAGAUACUGAACUUGCAUGUUAGGCGUUCAUGUCAUCAGGAGCGUCGUAGUUAGGCUACUCGGAAUUCAUAGUAUGGGUUUAUGUAUCCUCACGGAUAACACAGUUUAUGCAGACAACC
Messenger RNA from Dichomitus squalens LYAD-421 SS1, 1863 nucleotides. RefSeq names its product carboxylesterase. Bases 13 to 1614 code for a protein of 533 amino acids. The transcript is spliced from 10 exons. The record is from RefSeq and is a predicted model, not a curated record. Lineage: Eukaryota; Fungi; Basidiomycota; Agaricomycetes; Polyporales; Polyporaceae.